This is a messenger RNA of Trypanosoma theileri, 1215 nucleotides long. RefSeq names its product NAD/FAD dependent dehydrogenase. NCBI's taxonomy places the organism in Eukaryota, Euglenozoa, Kinetoplastea, Trypanosomatida, Trypanosomatidae. The record is from RefSeq and is a predicted model, not a curated record. Bases 1 to 1215 code for a protein of 404 amino acids. Gene Ontology annotation, cellular component: cytoplasm; cytosol. Gene Ontology annotation, biological process: protein ufmylation. Gene Ontology annotation, molecular function: UFM1 activating enzyme activity. The transcript has a single exon.
AUGGGACCAAAAACACUGGACGCCACUGUGCGGGAUGACAAUCCAUACAGUCGCCUGAUGGCACUGCAGCGAAUGGGAGUUGUGGACAAUUACGAAGCCAUUCGCACAAAGUCUGUGGCUAUUAUAGGCGCCGGUGGAGUUGGCAGUGUGGUGGCAGAGAUGCUCACCCGCUGCGGUAUUGCCAAGAUACUUCUCUUUGACUAUGAUAAGGUGGAAUUGGCAAAUAUGAAUCGACUCUUCUACCGUCCAGAACAACAGGGAAUGACAAAGGUGGCGGCAGCUAAAGAAACACUUGAGGGUAUUAAUCCCGAUACGGAAAUUGUUCCUUAUGCAUUCAGCAUCACAUCUACAGAUCAUUGGCAAGAUUUUGUGGAUGCUCUUACAAAGAAUGGUGGUGUACAACCCAAUUCACCAGUGGAUUUAUUAUUAUGUUGUGUAGAUAACUUUCAAGCACGUCUUACUGUAAACUAUGCAUGUUUACUAUUUAAUAUUCCCUGGAUGGAGAGUGGAGUGGCGGAGAAUGCGGUGAGUGGACAUAUUCAAUUAUUAUUGCCAGGUGUUACUCCCUGUUAUGAGUGUUGUCCACCACUCGUUGUGGCUACAGGAAUGCCGGAGGCCAAACGUGAAGGUGUUUGUGCGGCCUCUCUGCCAACCACGAUGGGGAUCGUUGCUGGCUUUCUCGCACAGAAUACACUGAAGUAUUUACUGAACUUUGGUACGGUGAGUGAGUAUAUUGGCUAUGAUGCGAUGCGAGAUCACUUUCCAUCUGUUACGAUUAAAGCCAAUCCGGAUUGUCGGAAUGAGACGUGUGUGAUGCGGCAGCGGGAAUAUGCAGAGCGGCGGGAAAAAAUGGGAGAAGCGGCCCAUCCACUUUAUCAAGCUACAAAAUUACGGCAAGAGCGAGAGGCAAAGGAACGUGAAGCCGCAAGAGCAAAAGCAGCGGCCUCUGCAGCAGAGUGGGGUAUUGUAGUAGAGGCGCAGGGUAAAGAAGAUUUAACACUCCAUACACAAGAGCAGAAGUCUGGUUUGACUGCAGAUAAUAAUAAUAAUAAUAAUAAUAAUAAUAAUAAUAAUAAUAAUAAUAAUAGUGGUGGUGUUGAGUAUGCUUACAGUACAGGUGUAGAGGGAACUGGCACUCACAAGGAAGAGGAAUUUGUCUCUGUAGACAAUAGUGAAUCGCUUGAGGCAUUAAUGGCAAAGAUGAAGUCUUUGUAG